GUGUCACUUAUGAUUGACAUUUCCAAUUUUUCUUCUGUUGUGUUGAUUUGAUUUAUUUCCAAACAAAUAUUUUCAAUAAAUUAUUCUGUAAAUGAAUUGAAAGCGGAAGAAAUUGAAAUUACUUAACAUAGAAGUACAAUUAUGGGUUUGGAGCAGUUAACUGUUUUGAAUCUGUUUUGAUUAUGUCUGCACGAAAUUAUUUAUCGGCCCGGGAGAAAAAUAUAAGUAAACUAAUCGAUUGUUUGCCUAAUAUUAAUCAGCAGAAGUUUGGUUUUCGUUCGGGGCAGGAGCUACCGCCCUUGUCGGCAAACACAAGUAAUUUGGUGAAUCGCAAUUUGAACUAUUCGUUUGAGGUCCAGCCUUACAUGGUGAAUAGUCUCGAGAGAGCUGGGACGCCUUUCUCUGAUUUCUUCUCGGAAAGUGAAACAGGUACUCCAGACUUUCACAGUGAGGAAAGCGACAGUAGUUCAGGGUCUGCACUGCGCCGGAGCACAGCAGAGGCCACUAAGACAUUAGCUGCAGAGUGGGAACGGAUCGAGAGGACCCUAUACAAUGAGGAUGGGGAGAAAUGCACUCGGCCUGCAAUACUUGAUGAGUGCAAACAAUGGAGGCAGCUACAUCCACAACUUCGAAUCGUCGGCAAGGCGAUACCAUUGCCCGAAAAGCGCUUGUCGUACAGACAGAUCGAACACGACGAGGUGAUCGCCAUGCACUACAGCGACUACGAGCAGUUCAGCGAGAGCGAGGAGCGGCUGUCGCAGAGCAGCACGGACGUCACGCCGCAGAACUCGCCGCGCGUCUCGCUCGCCGGGGACCUGCCCGACCACAGGCUCGCCAGGGACAAGGUAUCCUUCUACCCCAUGUAUAACGACGACUCAGACCUACCCGACUCGUUCUGCUCUCUUCUACAAAUCACUCCAAUACACAUUCACAGUCCCUACAGAAAGAGACAGAAUCCGUCCAUUCUGAGAUCUGAGCUAGCAUCCUCCCGGUGGAUGAGGAACCCCAGACCAGACUCAUCUAUAAAUUGUGAUAGAAAUAGUGCUAAGUCUUUUGUUUCUUUGGAUACUAGAAAUUACGGGAACAUGGCUUUGAGUGCGUCGGAACGGAAUACGUUGAUGAGUAAUAGAGUCGUUACUGCAAGGCAUAGAGAUUUGGCAAGAUUAGAACCUAUAUGCACGCCAGAGAUACCGCAGAGUGACGUCACACGACUGCCUAACGGUACUUCAUCUCAAUAUAAUAUUAGAAAAGUUUCAUUGCCGCCUUUGCUUUUAGAGGAGGAGAAGAGAAAAGUGACUGUUGGCUCUGCUAAGAAGUACAAUGUUAAGACUAGAAAGUCCGUGCCUAGGAGCAUUUACCAGUUAGACAGGGUUAGACAUAAUUGACUCUUUUUAUUAAAUGUUGUCUAUGGAAUUUUAUAUUAGUAAAAUUCAAAUUUUCUAUUUCAUAAUAGGUCGUUAGAAUCUCACUAAUUUCACGCAUGUUGACAGUGUGAAAAUUAUUAUAUUUGUGAGCAAUACAAACUGCAUACCAAAGAUUGUGAUACAGUUGUUGGUGUGAUAAGAAUUACUUCAGUAUUUUUUUUUGUUUUAAAUUGAUGAUAGCAAUCACAUUUAGAGAUGAUAGGGACAUUUCUAAAACAGUGAUAGGUAUAUGCUAUUCUGAUAGAAACAAAGCAGUUCUGAAGUGAACCUUAUUGCUAUCAGCAUAAAAUCAAAGAUAUUUCGAUGUGAUGGCGUGUUGGUAGACAUCUGGUUUGAAUACAACGUGCACAUAUAAUUUAUACGAUACUUACGUCGGGACUAGACUAGUUUAGUUAGAGCUUGUAAAAUGUAUGAAAUUUGAUAAGACCACAAUGACACCAAAUAUUGUACAUAAACAAAGUUCACUAUUUUUGUAAAAAAAUCUCACCAAUGGUAAGUAUGGAGUUAUACUUUAAGUUAUUUUACUUUCUAGUCUUUUUACUAGUCUUUAGAGCGUAUAAAAUGUAUUUGUGAUUAAUUCUUGUGUUGUAAAGCACUAUUUUUGGAGUGUACAUAAAAAUGUUUUGUUUGUAGUUUCAGUUACUUGAGAUUGAAUGCUACGCCACAUUAUGAAUAUAUAUUUUCUUUACAAAG
Molecule: messenger RNA, 2117 nt
Organism: Helicoverpa armigera (cotton bollworm)
Lineage: Eukaryota; Metazoa; Arthropoda; Insecta; Lepidoptera; Noctuidae
Exons: 3
Coding region: 183-1385 (400 amino acids)
Source: RefSeq, a predicted model, not a curated record